Molecule: messenger RNA, 1748 nt
Organism: Labrus bergylta (ballan wrasse)
Lineage: Eukaryota; Metazoa; Chordata; Actinopteri; Labriformes; Labridae
Gene: ppme1
Product: protein phosphatase methylesterase 1
Biological process (GO): protein demethylation
Molecular function (GO): protein methylesterase activity
Source: RefSeq, a predicted model, not a curated record
UUAAAGAAGACGAAGAAGAAGAAGAAGAGUCGCCUUUAGCUUGACAGACGGACGUAGUCGGCUAGCGCUAAUUAAUUUACCAAUGCCUGGCUGGCGUCGCUUCAGGUGUCAAAGAAAAUCUUAUGUGGCGAAGUAGAGGGAAGGUGUCAAUAAACCGAUCCUGACAGACACUGGUCCAAGCUUUCGUCAAGAUGGAGAAGCAGCUUCAUUUAAACCUGUUAGCUUCCAGACCUCCUAUGGCUGGAGGCUUGCAGUCCAGCUCCAAAAUGAAAAUGGGACCUGGACGUAAAAGAGAUUUCUCCCCCCUACCCUGGAGUCACUACUUUGAAACCAUGGAGGACGUUGAGGUGGAAAAUGAAAAUGGCAAAGAUCUUUUCAGAAUUUACUGCAGUGGCGCUCAUGGUCCUGUGCUGCUCCUGCUCCAUGGAGGAGGCCACUCUGCACUCUCCUGGGCAGUGUUCACUGCCGUCAUUUGCAGCAGGAUCAACUGCAGGGUGGUGGCUAUGGACCUUCGUGCUCAUGGCGACAGCAAAGUGAAAAAUCCUGACGAUCUCUCUGCAGACACGAUGGCCAAGGAUAUCGGCAAAGUGGUGGAGAUGCUCUAUGGCGAGAACCCGCCUCCAAUCAUGAUUAUUGGACACAGCAUGGGUGGAGCCAUUGCAGUUCACACAGCUGUUGCUAAUCAUAUACCGUCCCUGCUGGGCCUCUGUGUCAUUGACGUUGUAGAAGGUACAGCGAUGGAUGCUUUGAACAGUAUGCAGAAUUUCCUCAGAAGUCGGCCAAAGACUUUCAAAUCUCUGGAGAACGCCAUCGAGUGGAGUGUGAAGAGCGGACAGAUCCGAAACACAGAAUCAGCACGGGUGUCCAUGGGAGGCCAGGUGAAAAAAUGCGAGGAAUCCACCAGCCGUCCAGGUGUGUCUAAUAGCAUAGGUGAAGGUAUUAUAGAGGAGGAAGAGGAAGAAGAAGUAGAAGAAGAAUCAAACAAGAAAAGGAUGAAAGAGGAUGACCAAGAGGUAAAAAAGGAAAGCAUUUUCACCUGGAGAGUGGAGCUUUCAAAGACGGAAAAAUACUGGGAAGGCUGGUUCAGAGGCCUGUCUGCGCUCUUUCUCACCUGCCCUGCACCAAAACUGCUUCUGCUUGCAGGAGUGGACAGGCUUGACAAAGACCUUACUAUUGGACAAAUGCAAGGGAAGUUUCAAAUGCAAGUCCUCCCUCAGUGUGGUCACGCUGUCCAUGAAGACGCACCUGAAAAAGUAGCAGAUGCUCUAGCAACAUUUAUGGUUCGGCACAAAUUUACUGAGUUUAAAGAAGGAUACCUGUGCUAAUGUCCAAUUCUAAGAAUAUAUGUAACCAGCAGCCAUAGAAGAGAUGAAGAAAUGUUUCAAGAGUCAUCCUCAUCCUCAUCCACUUCAGCAUCAAGUUUAGAGAAAAAUAUUAUUAUUAUUAUUACUAUUAUUAUAAUUAUUAAGUUGCUUUUGUGUUGUAGAUACUAUGCCUUACAGCUUUGCCUUAUUUUUUUAUUUUGAAUUAAUGGUUUUUGAUUGUAAAAUUGCUUUACAAUACAUUUCUUAAGUUUCUAAAAAUAUUUUGCUCCCCUUGUUUGAUUUUCUUUACUUUUGAUUGAUAGCAUCAUAGAUAAUGUGUUUGUAAUGUUUGAAUUCAAACAAAAAUUAAAGAUGGAUGCUGUAAAAAUGCCCUCCGUGCUUGUACAUUUAUGUGUAUUAAAAAUACAUCAUGACCAUUUUAAA